This is a messenger RNA of Diachasmimorpha longicaudata, 7322 nucleotides long. RefSeq names its product C3G guanyl-nucleotide exchange factor (gene C3G). The record is from RefSeq and is a predicted model, not a curated record. Gene Ontology annotation, cellular component: plasma membrane. Lineage: Eukaryota; Metazoa; Arthropoda; Insecta; Hymenoptera; Braconidae. The coding region runs from base 1442 to 5212 and encodes 1256 amino acids. Gene Ontology annotation, biological process: Ras protein signal transduction; positive regulation of GTPase activity. Gene Ontology annotation, molecular function: guanyl-nucleotide exchange factor activity. The transcript has 15 exons.
CUGAGUCGAUUUUUCGAAUUUUCUUCUCUGCGGCUGGUUUUUUCGCUGAGGCAGGAAGACCUAGGAAAAUCCACAAAAUACUGAUCGCCCAUGAAUUGUCGUGCGGAGUCGUUAAACGGUUGAGUGAGAUUAUGUGGAACAGUUUGAACAAAUGGAGCAUGCAGGGGUCCCCGUGAUUGGCGAUCAAGGUCCGAUCGGUUAGCACAUCUCACAGCAGACUCAUUGCUGCUGCCUCCCAAAGUCACGUGCAUUGCAACCCAACACCAGUGAUAAUUCACUACAACCCAAAACAACGGGUUCCGAAGCCUCGGUAUUUUCACAGCUCCGACUUUACAGUUUUGACUGGAGAAAUUUGUCGGAGCCACAUGUGUUUUGGUAAAUACGAGGGAGAAAGUGAAACCAAACCGUCCGCAAACUCCGAAAAUAUCGAGCCACAGGGGAGUGGUAUUACGGGAAGCAGAAAGUGUCGUUGUAAUUACAUUGUAAACUGGGUCGCAAGCCUAGGAUUAAUCAUUCUGUGAUCAAGACUCUCGCCUCUUUCUCUGAGACCAAAUUUAGCUUGAUUGGGAUGACUUCCUUUAUUUUUCCAAAUAAGAUUAACUUAAUGUCCACCUUUGAAACACUAGUUCCUAUCUCACACGUCUUACUCUUUCCGCAUUUUAUAUUUGGAGAAGAUUGUGACGCAGAUGAAAUUGAUGGCCUAGGCAUUUUGUUUGGCUGAAUUUUUCACGGUUGAAAAACCGCCUUGGAUCAUUGGUUGACACUCUGUUAACUCUCCCUUCUCUCGAUUGUGUGCUCGCUCUACUGUGGAUAAAACGUUAUGUGGACGGUUUAUAGUUUGAUUAUUACACGAUAGCCAGUUUGUAGUUGAGUAUCGUUGGGUAAGGACGUCAAGAAGAAGCUCUCUCAAAAGGCGAGACGAAUUCGUCCGGUGUAAAUCAGUUCGGCUAAUGGACGUCUCUCGGUUUACGUACAUUUUCCGCACGCGGAAAUUGAGAUAAGUGAAUGAACCAAGUGUGAAAAUAGAACAGGACAGGAUAUACAACUGUAUAGAGUUUAUAUUUAACUCCACUGUCAUCGCUGCCGAGCAAUCUGGGUGAUACACAAGUCGUAGAAAUUCGGGAUUUCGUAAUCAGAGUCAGAGGUCACGGUGAUGGAGGGAAAAAAUAAUUGAUGAUUACUCGGAUGAUUACCAGGCUGAGUCAUUCUGCGCCACUGAGUCCACUAGGUAGCCUGAUAUCAGAGGUUAGAGAUAACCGCAAGAUCCUGAACACGAAUGACAGCGGAUACUGAGAUGCAGUAGCUGGCGACUGUGGUCGGGCUCCGAAGGAAUCGUCUUACACUUCCUCGCGGUCUUUUCAGUAGAGUCGGGCAUCAAGGGUGGAUAAUUAUGAGACGGAAAGACAAGUAGCACUUGGGAUUAUUGCCUUGGGGGACAAAGAUGCCGCAAUAUGAUGAUAGCUUUCUGGAUUCACCGUUGUUUCGGAGACGCGCCAAGAGCUACAGUGUUUUAAAACAGGAUGUGCCGAAAUCUAAAACAUUUCAGAUUACUGCAACACCGUUUCUUCUUGCUGUAACCACUCAGCCGAGAGUAACACCCUCUGUGUCAACAUGCAAUCUUGAAGAAGUCGAGGAGAGAAACAGUGGAAAAGCACGGGGUGGCAAACUAGCCCGCCGUGCGCGUUCCUUCAAGGAGGACUUUCUGGAGAAACUCUCCCAGAUGAGGUCCCCCGGGAUAAACUCAGGGAGUGGCGGUGGCAGUGGUAUAGCAACACGGGCUGCAUCGCCCUCUUCCCCGCGAACUCCCCGAGAAAAGACACCUCUCGGUGACAGUCUUGAUAAGAAUCCACUGAGGGAUCUCCACAUUCACGUCAGACAAGUACAACUUGCACUGCUUCACUUUCGCGAUGUCGUUUCCAAGAAGAAACUCGAGAUGUUACCUGGCAAUGGCACCAUCGUACUCGACACCGUUACCACGAUACAUACUGUACUCAAGUCUUACGUCGUUUAUGAGAAAAGCUCAACACUGAACUCAGCCACAAACCAAGUUUACCAAGCCCUGGCUAAACUGCUGAAACUCUGCGACGAUGUUCUAAUCCAUGGGAAUCAGUCUGCCCCAUGUCCGGCAUUGGACACAGAGAACGUGACACACGUGAUAGGAUUAGUCGAGGAUGCUGUUAAAAAUUUAGUUGCACUGGCGCACGAGAAGAUAUCAAACAGACAGAAGCCACCGCCACUGGCAACUAACAACAGAAGUUCAGGGUACGGAAAUGAACUAUCAGCCCAAAGAAAUUCUCUUCCGGACAUUCCCCUAACACCCCGCGAGCGCCAGAUCCUCGAGCAGACAGCAGCAAGUAGCAAUUUAGUGAGAAGUUCCCACAGUUCCGAGUCCAUCUUGAGGGACUCGAGUCCACCACCGAAGCCACCGCUUCCUGACAGGACUAAUAUCAGUUUAUCGGAAGACAACGGUUCCUCGACACCUCCACCACUCCCCCCAAAACGUCGCACCCGUGCCCAACAGCUCUUGGACGAGUCAGAGGGCCUAUUGGCAUCGAGUUUGGACCGUGUCUCUUUAAGGAGCCGCUCCCCAGAGGACUCGUCGUCCUUACUGAGUGCGUCAGCGGGAAGUUUGGACUCGGCGCUGAAUCACUCGAGGGAUGACGACGAAAUUCGCUCGAUCAUGGGGCCAAAUGAUGAGUCCUUGAAUGAUAGUAUGGAUCUCAGUCUCAUGGCGACCAUACACGGUCUACAAGUCAAUGGAACUAACAACUGUGGCUGCUGGGAUGGUUCCGAAACAAGUAUACCGAGUACAAUGCUGCUGGGCCAGCAGACACCCCAGGAGAUGAUAAAUCCAUUCACUGGAAUGGAGGGAAAAAUCGAGAGGCUUUCAACUCAGACCCAAGAAUCUGGUUUCGUUUCCAUGCACUCGCAGAGAAGCUCGUCACAGAGCUACACAGCCUCGAGCAUGACAUCCAAGAGAUCCUCCCAGCAGAGCAGUGUCAGUUACAACUCGCAGUCAUUCACUUCACAGCAGCAGUCCUUCUCCCAGCAAAAACUCUCCGAGUGCACUGAGAGCUCCAUCAUGACGCAGAGAACUACCAGUUCAAAGAGCAGUCUCACCACUACCAGUAUCACCGGCAAUGGCGAUCCAGCACUACUGGAAAAACUGGUAAAUGAAAUCGAGUCGAUCACUGGUCCAGACUCCAACGGAAUCCCCCCAGCCCUCCCCGAAAAGCGUUCGAAGAGGCGAAAAGAUCGCCAGCCCUCGCAGUACGACAAUGUACCUGAAAAUGAACACCUGUCCACCUGCAGUCUGCACGCAAACUCCAGCGACAGCCCGGAUGCCAGUAAACCACCGCCCCUGCCCCUCAAGAAGCGACACAUGUUCCAAUCGGUGGCAUAUUCCGUAAUGGCAUACAUGGAGAUGUUCGGCAACUGCUCGCACACCACCAACGACUUUAUUUCCGGUCUUGGCACGCGACACUCUGUGGCUGCAUACAAUUCAAUGCAGGCUGAAUGGCAGCAGCAUGAAAUGGCACUCACAACGACACAAUCGUGCUCCUCCAUGGUACACACCAUGACCAGUCUACACGAUGGGACAAGUAUAUCGAUCAGUAUGAGUCCAACAAUAAAAGAAGUGGCGAAUCACUCUAGUCUGCCCCCUGCCCUGCCGCCAAAGCGAUCGAGAUCGACGCGAUCCACCACAACACCGCCUCCAAUAUCGCCAAAACCCACUAUCAGCAUGCAAAUACUCCACACCCCAGAGCCAGUCAUCACCUCGACACCUGUUAAGGAGAUAAAGGAGGAGCCUGUCAGCACUGUUGAUAAGAAGGACAAGCACUCUCCUGUUCACAAUCUCAAUAAUAAUAACAAUGUAACGUUGGAUGUUGCACUGAGUAAUUCGCGGCCAGGGAGCAAUGCAUUGUCGUCGGUUUCUGUGGACGAGAAUACUCUGGAGCUCAGGGAUAUCGAGCAGGAUGACGGUAUUCUCGAUGAACUGGACAUCAGCAAACACCUGGUGUUUAAGAAAAGUGAGGAAGACGGACCGGAUAUACGAGGGGGGCACCCGGAUGCUCUGUUGAUUCAUGCGACUAAAGCUAAUAAACAUGACGAAAAAGAAUCAGAUUUCCUGUAUCAGGAAGCGUUCUUGACGACAUACAGGACAUUCAUGUCCCCUCUUGAACUCAUCCAGAAGCUUCACCGCCGUCACCAGAGGUUCUCCUGUUCCCCAGACGUCGUGAAGCAGCGAGCAGCUCGCGAGGCCUUCUCCCUUUUAGUACGUGUCGUCAGUGACCUGACAAUGUCCGACCUGGACGACGUCCUCCUCCAGACCCUGAUGGAAUUUGUCCAGCAACUAGUUUGCAGUGGUGACCUGACAAUGGCGAAGGCCCUUCGCGUCAAGAUCCUGGAGAAGCAUCAGCUGAAGCAGAUGCAGUCAGCCCAACCAAUUCUCUCAUCCCUCAGUGUCUCCACCAAGCAGGCCUCCCUCCUCGACUUCAAGAGCGAGCAGAUUGCCGAGCAGAUGACACUGCUAGAUGCCGAGCUCUUCAUGAAGAUAGAAAUACCAGAGGUGCUGAUUUGGGCGCAGGAGCAAAACGAGGAGAGGUCACCUAAUCUCACCAGAUUCACCGAGCACUUCAAUAAGAUGUCAUACUGGGCAAGAUCGAGGAUUCUCGAGCACAGGAUGGAGAAUGAGGCGAAGGACAGGGAGAAAUAUGUCGUUAAAUUCAUCAAGAUUAUGAAGCACUUGAGAAAGAUCAAUAAUUUUAAUAGCUAUUUGGCUCUCCUAUCUGCACUGGACAGCGCUCCCAUCAGGAGGCUCGAGUGGCAGAAGCACAUCACUGAGGGAUUGAAAGAGUACUGCGCACUCAUUGACAGUUCCAGCAGCUUCAGAGCGUACAGGCAGGCUCUAGCUGAGACACAACCGCCGUGUAUACCUUAUAUAGGACUGGUACUGCAAGAUUUGACAUUCGUGCACAUUGGAAACAGUGAUCUGCUGCCUGAUGGCACUAUUAAUUUCUCGAAGCGUUGGCAGCAAUUUAAUAUUGUUGAGAAUAUGAAGAGAUUUAAAAAGUGCACGUACUCCUUCAAAAAGAACGAGCGCAUAAUAACAUUUUUCAACAACUUCAGCGACUUCCUCUGCGAGGAGGCGAUGUGGCAAAUCUCAGAGAGUAUUAAGCCCCGUGGAGGCAAGAAGCCCCCGCAGAACUAAUCGCAAAAAUUCUCCAAAAAUUGCGGAUCUAGUAAAACUCAUUCAACAAAGAAUGAAACCAGCGAGAGAAUUUUUUUUUAAUUACCAAAUGACGUGGUAAUUCCACCGACUAUCCAGUCCACUGUGUGAAUGGUUUUCGCCUCUGUGAGGUACGGAAAUUCACAAUUUCUAAUUUUAAUUAGGGAAGAUAAUUAAACGAGAGAGAGAGAGGGGAAAAAUUAAACUCUGCUUCGAAGAUUUUGGCGAGUUGCACUUAACUGAAAGCUUUAGACUAACUGAUAAGAGACAAGGUAUUGAAAAUGUCUCACUUGGACAACUAACUUAUAGAUGUGCAUUUUUUUGAUGAAAAUUAUUUAUUAGUUGUGUACGAGAAAUAUUUUUUUUCGUUGAACGUACAAUUGUCGUUUUUAUUUUACGUAGUUAGUGACAUUUUAAUGGUCAACGGUGUGCUGUUGAUUACACAAGGAUGAACACCAAUUACGUUGAUUGAUGUUAGCUAUUGGGGUCUCACUGCGGGGCACAUAGCACGACUGAGACCAACUGUUACAUAUACUAUUGUAUAUGAUUAUUAACGAGAGAAAAAUUGUAAUCGAUAAUUCCUUUGAUUUCUCUUCUGUUAAGGCUAGUUCAGGCUUUUAUCGAAAUAUAUGUUUUCUCAAUUAGUAGGUACGCAGAGACGAGUAGAAAAUAUGGAUUCUGUACAUUCCAGUUAGUGUAUAUUAUAGACUCAUGUUUUAGUCAUUAAUUCACGUAAAAUCGUUGAGAAUUUAUUUUCGUUUCUCAUUCGGUUUUGGUUGAUGUGUGGAUUGAAAAAUGCGGGAGUCAGUGUACUCAGGUGAAAAAUCCAAUAGAAUUUAUAAUUCUUGCAAACUCAUUCCCGACCACAAAUUAAAAUCAAAAUCGUUGAAUUGUCUGAUGAUUAUUCCGUCAAUUAAUUCAAAAAUACUCAAAUCGAUUGCACAAUUAGUCUCCUAUUUCACUUAUUCUCAAAAAAAUAUGGAGUUCUAUGUCAUUGAGGGAAAAUCCACAAGUAAUUGACAAUUUCCAAUAAUUACCCCUAAAGAAUUAAAAUGAAAAUAGUCGCAUUGCCUGUCAAUUAAUUCCCAAAAAAACUCGAAUAAACUGCACAAUUAUUUUUCCAUUUCACUUACCUACAAUAAUUGCUAAACCAACAAAAAAGCGUCAUAAUAAUUCACCCAGUGUCCACGUGUGUAUGUUGAUGUUCGUAUAAUCGUAAAAAUGAGGAGCGAGGCCUAAAGCAGAUGUCGCCCACUCGAGAAACCCCACAAGAAUAACCAACCAAAGCUCAUUAUUGAAAUCCCCAGCAUUAAUAGCCCAACAAGGAACAAACAACUGACUUAUAAUCAUCAGAAAAGAUUCGUUUGAGCCGAUCAAUGCAGCUCAAGGAUCAAUUUGCUUGACACAUAGACUUAGCAACAUUUGCCUUGUGAAAUCUAGCUUAGAGUCCGCAGAGUAACGGGGAAAAUAAUUAAAAUCGAUUAAAUAACACCAAUAGAGCAAAUAGACAUCAUCAAUAGUAACACCAGUAAUAGUUGUACAUUGAGAAAGAAUUUUUACGAUUUCAAUUUUCAAUGGCUUGAUAGAUAAUCCAGUGGAGUGCAAUAUUACAGAUAUUUUAAUUGUCAUUUAAGCUUGCAAAAAACACGUCCGUCAGUUAUCAAUUAAUCGCACCCUCGAUAGCAUUUAAUCGAUGCACCAAUUUUUGAUGAAUUUUUUCAGUGAAUGUAUUUUGCAUCAGCAAAUUUUUUAAUUCGCUGCAUUAUUGUUUAUGUAGGUAGUACGUAUUAUUAAAGUAUCCAGUGUAUUUAAGAGGUUUUAUGAGUGUUGUAAAUAAUCAAAUUGCAUCAGUCCUUCGUCAACACUAUGAGAAUAGUAUUAACAAUCACUAAGUAAUUGUAAUGACGGAAUUAUUUUGACAUGACAUCGAGAGAGUGUAGAUUACUUCUUAAGUUGGUGAAUUUAUGAUAAAUGCAAUCAUUGUGAUGCCAUAUUAAGUUGUAGGUAUAGCUAUGUAUCUAAAGAAUCUUUAUAUCAUUUUUAUUUAAUUGAUGAUGAGAGGUAUCAUUAAACAGAUAAACUAUUCAAUUAA